This is a messenger RNA of Aspergillus novofumigatus IBT 16806, 3334 nucleotides long. Its product is annotated as glycoside hydrolase family 35 protein. Gene Ontology annotation, molecular function: beta-galactosidase activity. NCBI's taxonomy places the organism in Eukaryota, Fungi, Ascomycota, Eurotiomycetes, Eurotiales, Aspergillaceae. The record is from RefSeq and is a predicted model, not a curated record. Gene Ontology annotation, cellular component: vacuole. Bases 1 to 2991 code for a protein of 996 amino acids. Gene Ontology annotation, biological process: carbohydrate metabolic process. The transcript has 6 exons.
AUGAAGUUCCUUUUCAGGAGACUCAUCGUAUUGACCGCCGCUUCUUUGGUAGUAGCUGCAACCUCCGUCAGCCACCUUUCAUUGCAAGAUGCUGCGAAUAAGCGAGACCUUCUUCAAGACCUAGUGACAUGGGACCAACACUCUUUGUUUGUCCGGGGCGAGCGCCUCAUGAUCUUUUCGGGAGAGUUUCAUCCCUUUCGGCUGCCAGUUCCUGGACUCUGGCUUGAUGUGUUUCAGAAGAUCAAGAGUCUGGGAUUCAAUGCUGUCUCCUUCUAUACCGACUGGUGUCUCAUGGAGGGUAAUCCCGGCCACGUUGUGACUGACGGGAUCUGGAGCCUCGAUGAGUUCUUCGCUGCUGCAAGUGAAGCUGGUAUUUACCUGAUAGCUCGUCCUGGACCGUAUAUCAAUGCGGAAACCUCUUCUGGUGGUAUUCCCGGAUGGGUCCUUCGUCUGAAGGGCAUCAUCCGCUCAAAUAGCGAGGACUACCUCCAUGCGACAAAUAAGUACAUGGCUACUUUAGGGAAGAUAAUUGCCAAGGCACAAAUUACCAAUGGGGGACCGGUAAUCCUGGUUCAGCCAGAAAAUGAAUACACGACUUGGCCCAACGUUUCGGAGUCCGAGUUUCCGACGACCAUGAAUAAGGAGGUCAUGGCCUAUGCUGAGAAGCAGCUCCGAGACGCUGGAGUAGUUGUCCCAACAGUUGUUAAUGACAAUAAGAACCUGGGAUACUUUGCCCCAGGAACUGGACUGGGCGAGACGGAUCUCUACGGAAUUGACGCUUAUCCCAUGAGAUAUGACUGUGGCAACCCCUAUGUAUGGCCAACAUAUCGAUUCCCGCGAGAUUGGCAGCAGACACACCGCAAUCACAGCCCUACGACGCCAUUUGCUAUUAUGGAAUUCCAAGGGGGUUCAGGCGGUGGAUGGGGAGGUGCCACAGAAGACGGAUGUGCGAUCCUCGUAAACAACGAAGCUGAGCGAGUGGUGUACAAGAACAAUUACGGCUUCGGCGUCAAGAUUUUCAACAUCUACAUGACGUACGGAGGUACCAAUUGGGGCAAUCUCGGCUACCAUGGAGGAUAUACCUCGUAUGACUAUGGGGCUGCUAUUACGGAGGAUCGCCGGAUCUGGCGAGAAAAGUAUAGCGAAGAGAAGCUGCAGGCCAACUUCCUGAAAGUGUCUCCUGCGUACCUCACCGCAACGCCUGGAAACGGGUUUAAUGGGUCUUAUACAGGAAACAAGAAUAUAGCAGUCACUCCACUGUUUGGCAAUGGAACAACAACCAAUUUCUAUCUAGUCCGACAUGCCGACUUUACUUCGACUGGAAAUGCUCAAUACCAACUCAGUGUUUCGACGAGCGUGGGAAAUGUGACAAUCCCUCAGUUGGGAGGCCGUCUGUCCUUGAACGGCCGAGACUCCAAAUUCCACGUCACUGACUAUGAUGUGGGCGGUUUCAAUCUCAUCUACUCUUCCGCAGAGGUCUUCACUUGGGCUAAGGGACACAACGAGAAGCGCGUUCUCGUGCUGUAUGGAGGAGAAGGGGAACUUCAUGAGUUUGCUCUGCCAAAACAUCUUCCGCAGCCAAAUGUUGUUGACGGGUCCGACGUCAAGAUUGCCAAAAAGGGAAGCGCCUGGGUUGUACAGUGGGAGGUAACCGCUCAAAGACGGGUUUUGCGUGUAGGGAAGCUUGAGAUUCACCUCCUCUGGCGUAACGAUGCCUACCAGCACUGGGUCUUGGAACUACCAGCAAAACAGCCAAUUGCCAACUAUAGCUCGCCAUCCAAAGAGACGGUGAUUGUGAAGGGAGGAUAUUUGCUUCGCAGUGCAUCGAUUGCCGACAAUAAACUGCAUUUGACCGGUGAUGUGAACGCAACAACUUCCUUGGAGGUAAUCUCCGCGCGGAAGCGACUUGAUGGGAUUGUCUUCAACGGCAAGUCCUUAAAAUCAACUCGAUCCAAGAUUGACAACCUCGCUGCAACGGUUCACUAUCAACCACCGGAUAUAGCUUUGCCAGAUCUGAAGUGUCUCGAUGAUGAGAGUUGGACGCCACUAACAAACACAUACACCAAUAACACGCGCAAGUUCACCGGUCCUACAUGUCUGUACGCCGACGAAUACGGCUAUCACGGGGGCUCGCUAAUCUACCGGGGCCAUUUCAAGGCCAACGGAGACGAGUCAUGGGUUUUCCUCAACACAUCUGGCGGCGUGGGCUUCGCCAAUUCGGUAUGGCUAGAUCAAACAUUCCUGGGAUCAUGGACAGGUAGUGGAGAGAACAUGACCUAUCCCAGAAACAUCUCGCUCCCCCACGAGCUGUCUCGUGGAGAAUCAUACGUCUUAACUGUAGUGAUCGACCACAUGGGCCAAGACGAAGAGGCACCGGGGACAGACGCGAUCAAGUUCCCUCGAGGAAUUCUCGACUAUGCGCUCUCGGGCCAUGAGCUAUCCGAUGUUGCUUGGAAGAUGACUGGAAAUCUCGGCGGCGAGCAGUACCAGGACUUGACGCGAGGUCCGCUCAACGAGGGAGCCAUGUAUGCUGAGCGCCAGGGAUAUCAUCUUCCAAGUCCGCCUACCUCCAGCUGGAAGUCAUCCAGCCCGAUCAAUGACGGUCUCACUGGCACCGGCAUUGGAUUCUAUGCUACUUCGUUCUCCUUGGAUCUACCCGAGGGGUAUGAUAUCCCGUUGAGCUUCGUAUUCAACACUUCCGCAUCAGAUGCAAGGUCCGGGACGAGCUAUCGCUGUCAGUUGUUUGUUAACGGAUACCAGUUUGGGAAAUACGUUAAUGAUCUCGGCCCACAAACCAAUUUCCCCGUUCCAGAGGGUAUUCUCAACUACAACGGCGUCAACUACGUCGCCUUAACACUUUGGGCGCUCGAACCCCAAGGAGCUUUGGUCGGUGGUUUGGAGCUUGUCGCUUCGACUCCUAUCCUGUCUGGAUACCGCAAGCCGGCCCCGGCACCUCAGCCCGCGUGGAAGCCUCGGCGGGGCGCCUACUGAUGGUCGAUAGAGUAACUACGGUUUGGGGUUUUAGCAAGAGUAGAUGAUGCAGCGUGAAUAGUCAAGGAGGCCUAGAAUGCAAAAUACCAGGUGGUCAUUGAGAGAUAAGAGAUCGUAACAACUCAAUAUUCGUCAUGGUAGCAUAUUAAUUAUGCUAGUCUUCAACAUGGUAGGGUCAAAUAAGAAAGAUCGCCACAAUAGCCUUUGGCUCAACACUUCUUCCGCGGAUAAUCCCAGGUCCAAUUGCGAAUAUAAUCUGGAUCAAUGCCGUCGUCAAACGCCUUGUUCUUCGCGGCCAGCUGGAGAUUGAUCAAACGCUCCCGCACCCCCGAGGCGGUAUUGC